This is a messenger RNA of Lodderomyces margitis, 1113 nucleotides long. It is a transcript of the gene MTG1, whose product is annotated as putative GTPase. The transcript has a single exon. Gene Ontology annotation, cellular component: mitochondrion. The coding region runs from base 1 to 1113 and encodes 370 amino acids. Gene Ontology annotation, molecular function: GTPase activity; GTP binding. Lineage: Eukaryota; Fungi; Ascomycota; Pichiomycetes; Serinales; Debaryomycetaceae. The record is from RefSeq and is a predicted model, not a curated record.
AUGCCAAAGUUUACACCCAGGACUACGUUUCCAAACUACAAUAUACCACUAUCCAACUUCAAAGGACACCACCAAAAGGCCUUGUCAAAAGUAGGUCAUCUCGCGCCACAGUUGGAUCUAAUAUUAGAGGUACGAGAUUGUCGGGCACCUUUGACCACAACAAAUGUGUUGUUCGACAAACUACUAUCAACAAAACGCAAGCUAGUUCUUUACAGUAAGAAGGAUCUAUCCAUUUUGAAGCCGGAGCUACUCAAGAAAUGGCAUAGCUCGAAAAACGAAGACUUCAUGUUUAUCGACUGCCGUCAUCGAGGCGAUUGCAAGCGAAUCAUUAACAAGAUGACUCAAAUUUAUGAAAAUUUUGAAUCAAGACCGCCACUAGGCCUACGGUCAAUGAUUAUUGGGAUGCCAAAUGUUGGGAAAUCGACUUUGGUCAAUACCAUGCGUCAAGUUGGAUUAGGACGAGAAAACAGGGAUUCAGUGUCUUCAAAGGUGAGAAAAGUGGCCAAAACUGGUGGUCAACCGGGUGUCACAAGGUCAACUAGUGAAAUAAUAAGACUCUCGCGAGAUCCUGAUAUCAUGGUGUACGACACACCUGGAAUAUUCUUGCCAACCGUGAAGAGUUCUGACACUAUGCUAACAUUGGCUUUAGUAGGUUGCAUUCACGAUUCAUUUAUAGACCCAGUGGUUGUAGCUGACUAUUUAUUAUACUUGUUAAACUUGCAAGAUCCCCUGGGUAGCUUAUAUGACGAUUACAUGCUGCACUCUACCAACGACAUAUAUGAAUUAAUGUAUAAUAUUUGCAAGCAAAGAAACACAUUGAAGCCAGAUGGAAGUUAUGACGAGUUGGGCGCAGCAACACAUUGGAUCAACCUUUGGAAACAAGGAAAGACGAAAAAGUAUCGUGCAUUGUUUGAUCUUGAGGCCAUCAAAGAAGCAAGCGAGCUGAAUAUCAGAGGUAUUCUCAACUCCGAGAGAGAGCGAGUAGGACUAUCAAAAGUACACGAACGGAUGGUCAACAGUUUUGGCGAUGAUGGGUCUUCAACAACUGCUCAUAGGAAAAGAUCAGCAAAGGAUCGAGAAGCAGACAUGCGGAACAGACUAUUCAAACUAUGA